GGGGUGGGACACGGGUGUGACCGGAUCACCAGACCAGACUCAGUCCAGAGGCCCCAGGAGGCCCAGGUUAGAUGGGCACAAGUCUGUGUUUGUCCCUCCCCUUGCCUUGCCCCGGGGGCUGGGUCCCACCACCCCAAUGGGUGAGCUGUGAGUGUCCCGGUCAGUCCCUUAUGUGGCUCUGGGAAGCUUUCAGUGACCGAGGAUAUUGUGCCAACUAUGGGAGGAAUCCCCGUGGGGCAGAUGGCCCUAAGAGGGCUCCAGAGGGAGGUCAGAUUCUGGAAAGCCAGUCCAGGUAGGAGGUUAGGGCGAUGGGGGUUUCCUGGGGUCCUUAGACAGGUGGUUUCUCCUCUCCAGCCCUCAGCCUGUCCACCUGCUGGACACAAUCCGACUACUGACCUCUACAGUCUUUUCUAGAUGUUAGGGAAAAAACGGGGUUUGUUUGUUUGUUUAUGAUUGUCCAUCGGGAGGAACCAGUGGCCCACAUGCCACCUUCCCCUGACGUGCGGCCCCCAAGCUCACAGCGCCUCCCGAGGAGAAGGCUGGGGCCCUUCCCCGCGGCUGCGGGAGGGGGUCCGGGGCAGAGGCCAGCCCCUGUCCGGGCGUGGUCGUGCAGGUGGACAGCUUCACUCAGGGCGCCUCCAGGUCUCCAGGAAACCGCUUCCAGACAACAGCGUUCUUUAGUCCCCAUGGCAACAGGGCCUGCGCUCCUGUUUCCAGGGAAACAAAAUCCUCAGCGUCGCGGUUGCCACAGCAACGUCUACGGGCUUCCUCGGCCACUCGGUCGCCAGCCCAGAGGGGCAGCUGGGCACCUUGGACAGAGGAGCCAGGUGUCGUGCCGGCGUGGGGCUGGUGCACUGACGCAGGUCCUGGCCCGGCCCGGGUCCCGGCCGGAGACUCACCUGGCCGCCAAGCCCCGGCUUUCUCGGAGUCCCGCCCUCCCACUCGAGAUGAGCUCUCCCUCCAGCGAGCCUGGCCACGGGGGUGCCACCGCAGAGCGGUCCCCACUGGGGCUGGACACCGUGAUCCAGAGGCUGGAGGACACCGUCUUGAGUCCCAUGGCCAGCAGAGAAGACCGGGCACUGACCGUGCGUGGGGAAGGCUGGCCGGCUUUGCCCACCCCUGUGCCCGCCCGAAUCCGUGAGAUCGUAGCUGGCAGCCUGAGGGACGAACCACACCAAGGGCUGCAGGAGCCGCCGGCCGUGUCAGCAGGGGUGCAGGAGGAGAACGAGCGUCUGCAGGAGGAGCUGUCCAGGCUGGGGGAGCUGCUGGCCCAGGCAGACGCAGAGCAGGACGAACUGGCCGGCAGGUACCACGCGGUCAGCGCGAGGCUACAGGCCCGUCUGGAGACCACCGAGGCUCGGCUGCGGAGGUCGGAGCUGGAGCAUAGCGCGGACCUGGAGGAGGCCCUGGGCCGUUUGGAGGCCGCUGAGCAGAGGAGCACGGGGCUCUCCCAGGUGAACACCCUUCUGCGGGAACAGCUGGGGCACAUGAAGAAGGCCAACGACAGGCUGGCCGAGGAGCUGGCCAGGACGACGGACGGCGUACUCCAUCUUCGGGGCCAGCUGGAGCUGAGGGAGGCACGGCGCCGGGCAGAGACACAGGUGCUUUGCCCGCUCCUGCCCGUCGGCAGGGGACACCUGAUCUGGUGCUUUGGCUGGCGGUGUCUCCCCGCAAUAGGCUGGCACCGCUGGCAGGAUUCCUCCUGGACGCUGCCUGGAAAACGGCCCCCUCCAGGGAAAGGAGGCCGAGGCGGCCCCUGUGGGCCUGGGCCUCAGGCCGACCCCGCGGAGACAUCCCUCCGCAAGCCCCCCCGUCACUGCACCUCCCACCAGGGGGCAGCAGGGGAUCUGCACCUUUUGGGAAGACGAGCCCCUGGGAAAGGGGGCUGCAGAGCCACAGGUGAUAUGGGUGUGCUCCCCACAGAGGAUCCGGGAGAGGCGGUGUGGAGAGGCCGGUGGGGUUGCAGGCUGCACUCGCCUCGCAUGCCUGAGCAGACUCAGGCCUCUUGCUCGCAGAUCCGGCGCACACACUCGGGGGGGUCCCAGGACUUCCUCCUCCUGUGGAGACAGGUCACCGCACUCCGCGUACAGCUGGCCGAGCUGCGCACAACCGCAGAGAGGGCUCUCACCGACAUGCGCGUGGAGAUGGCCAGGACAGCCGGGCGCCUGCAAACGGCCUGCCUGGCCCUGGGCUCCAGGCUGCGGCUGGCGGCCAGCAGUGCGGCGGGCGCCCUGGAGCAGCGGCUGCGGGACCAGGUGCGGGAGACGCUGCAGCUGCAGGGCCGCUGGGACGCAGAGAAGGUGGCGCUCCAGGCCAGACUCUCUGAGCAGACGCUGCUGGUGGAGAAGCUCACAGAACAAAACUCGAAGAAGGAGAGAACCAUCUCUUCCCUCAAAAUGGAUGUCCAGAAACUGGAGUCCCGGCGCAGCGGAGGCCAGCGGGCAGCGGACACUCUGGAGGACCAAGUUGAAGCCCUACAGCGUGUCUUGAAGAGCAUCACAGAGGUGGCCCAGGAAGACGCAGGGUGCCCGGAGCGGGCGUGCAGCGUUGGUCCCGAAGCUCAGGAGGCACAGGGCCAAGUGUGGAGGCCCGGGAGCUCUGCGUCCCCCCACCGCGGGGUGUCCCCACUGCGGGCCCGCGCCCUGGACACCCUGCACCCCGCACUGCAGGCUGUGCACGUGGCUAUCGAGAGGUGGCGGCUGCUGGAGCAGGAGCUGCGCCUGCAGCUGGGGUCCUCCCAGGCGGUGGCAGCCAGUCUCCGGGAGCAGCUGUCGGAGGCCCAGCGGGAGCUGCAGGCCGCAAGGAGGCUCCUACAGGAGCGGGCGCAGGAGCAGGUGCGGGAGCCCGAGGACCUCCUGCGCGAGCUGGAGGCGCAGAGCCGCGAGGCACAGCGCUGCAGGGCGUCCAGCGAGCUCUUGCAAAGAGAGAAAAGGGCUCUGGAAACGGCGGUGGAGGAGAUGAGACGGAAGGCGGCCUGUGCAGACGCAGAGAAGCAGAGGCUAGAAGCCGAGAACACGGAGCUGCACAGGAGCCUCCUGCUGUGGGCGGAACAGAAGGAAGAGCUGGUGCAGCAGGGCAAGAGGGGCCGCCGGGAGCUGGAGACCAGUCAAGGGCGCCUGGAGCAGCUGGAGGAGAAGGUCUCAGGGCUCAAGAAGGAGCUGGUGUCCGCCCAGGAGGCGCUGAACUCGGCCCGGCUGCAGAGGGACGUUCUGGAGAGCGAGAGGGAGGGUCUGCACAGAGCCCUGGCCCGGGCAGAGUCCAGCAACACUGACCUGGAGCUGCUGGUGACCCGGCUGAAGUCGGAGGGUGUGGAGCAAAGGGACUCCCUGGCCAAGAUGGCUGCCCUGACGGAGGGGCUGGCUCGGGACAAAGGCGCCCUGGGCCACCAGGUCCUGCAGCUGGAGCAGGAGCGGGAGCAGCUGCGGGAGCGGCAGAAGGCUCUGGAGCAGGAGCGGGCGGGUGCCCUGGAGCGGCUGGCGCGGGCGGAGCAGCAGCUGGGGCCGGUGCAGCAGGCCUGCGGGCGCCUGGAGGAGCGGCUGCAGGGGCGGGAGGCCGCCUUCGAGCGCCAGAGGGCCCGGCUGCAGGAGCAGGUGGGCCAGAUCACGUGCAAGAAGCAGGCCCUGGAGGAGCAGCUCGCCCAGAGCCUGCAGGACCGGGAGGCCCAGCGGGACACGCUGCAGAGGACCCUGCAGGAGAAGGAGGCUCUGUCUGAGGAGCGGGCCCAGCUGCUGGCCAAGCAGGAGGCCCUGGAGAGGCAGGUCCGGCUCACGGCUGAGGAGGCUGCCGAGCUCAGGGCUGAGAGGGACUCUCUGGAGAGAAGCCUCUUUGAGACCCAGCAGCUGGUGAUGCAGCUCCAGGCACAGCGGGAGCAGCUGGAGGGACAGGCCCGGAGCAUGCGGCUCACUCGGCAGACCCUGCAAGUGGAAAUGCAGCAGCUGAGAAGUGCCUGGGAGGUCCAGGAGACAAAGCUGCAGUGGGACGUAGGGAGGCUUCAGCAGCAGGUGGCACAGCAGGAGCGGGACUUGCAGCUGGCCCUGGAGAGCCAGGCGCUGGCCCACCACGAGGACCUGGCUCGGCUCCAGAGGGAGAAGGAGUCCCUGAGUCUGUCUCUGACAGAGGAGAAGGAAGUGGCAGCUCACCGGCUGGAACAGGAGAAGAAGCUGGUAGCAAAGAAUGCGGCCAAGAGGGAGGCUCUGAAGGAGGAAAUUCAGAGCCUAAAGCAUGAGCGGGAUGAGAGUCUCCUCCAAUUGGAAAAUGAGAUGCAAGAGGCCCUGUCACUGAAAGAAGAAGAGAGGAGGCUGCUGAGGGAAGAACUCUUCAGAGCCAUGCAGGAGCUGGGACAGGUGCGGCAGGAAGCCCAGAGCCAACAAAAGCAAGCCGAGGCCACCGUCAGCGCCACGGCUGCGGAGCUGAAGGCUCUGCAGGCCCAGUUCGAGGACGCCAUCUCGGCCCAUCAGAGAGAGGCCGCGGCUCUGAGAGACAGUCUCCGGGAGAUGGCGGCAGAGAGAAGCAACGCCGGGAGAGAAGCGGAGGGGCUGCGGGCACAGCUGGACGAGGCCCGGGAGGCACUGGCCGUGCUGCGCGGGGAGCUGCAGGGCAGCGAGGAGAGCCGCGAGGGGCUUCGCAGGGAGGCCCUGGAGGCCCGCCGGGCGCUGCGCGAGGAGGCCCUCGAGAAGGCUGUGCUGCAGAGCUCCAACACCGAGCUGCGGGCCGCUCUCCGCAGGGCCGAGCAGGACACGGCCAGUUUUCAGAGGUCCAAGGAAGAAAGGGAACAGAAGGUGCUGGUCCUGGAGGAGGCGCGAGCAGCGGCCCAGAAGGAGGCCUGUGAGCUGCGGGCCAGCCUACGGGAGGUGCAGCAGGCUCGCGCCGACGCCCGCCAGGAGCUCCAGGAGCUGGGCACACAGGUGAACAUGCUGCGGGCUGAGAACCGGAGAAAGAACGGAGUGAGGACAAGAGGCCUGGGGGCGAGGUGCGGAGGGCAGGUGGCUCUGGGACAAAGGGCUUCUACGUGAGCCCUCAUGACCCUCCCACAGGUCCUGAGGCUGCGGCGGGAGCUGGAAGAGGCGGAGGCUGGAGCUGAGGCCCGAAAGCAGCAGCUGGAGGAGGGCCUCUGCCAGAGCCGGGGGGCCGAGCGGACCCUCCGGGCCGAGCUGCACAUGGUCACGGGGAAGCUGCAGCAGGCCGGUAGCGUGGCCGACGGCCUCCAGGCUCGCCUGGACGAGGCCGGCCGCCGGCUCCACAGCCUGGAAGGGGAGCUGGCCCAGGCUGAAGGUGCCAGGCGGCACGCGGAGGCCCAGCUGGGCCAGCUGUGGUCCACCCUGUGCCGCGGCCUGGGGCUGCGGGGACGAGGCCCCUCAGGCUCCCCCGAGUGGCCCGGCUUCCCCAGUACAGGCUCAGAUAGCAUCCAGAGCGCCAGCCCCCCGACCAGGUCCGGCUCACCACUCCGAUGGCCCUCACUGGCACCUGGGGACCCCUGCCCAGAUGUGGACGUGGACUCUGUGCGAGACGCCCUGACAGACUUUGUGCAGAAACUGCGGGUUGCCCAGAGGGAACGGGACGACUGGCACCUCCAGGUGGUGAGCCUGAGCAGCCGGCUGAGUGAGGCAGAGCGCGAGCGUGCCCAAGCCCAGAGCCACGCGGCACGGCUGCAGGAGGCACUGGCAGAGGCGGAGGAAGCCCGGCGCCAGGCGGAGAGUGAGAGGCGCAGGGCCCAGGCAGCGCGCGCCCUGCAGGAGGAGGCGCUCCGGGGCCUGGAGGAGCAGCACCGGGCUCGCAGGCGGGCGGCCAGCUGGGAGAAGCAGAGGCUCCAGGAGCAAGUGGACGCACUGCAUGGGGCCCUGGAUGAGAGCAGAAGGCACAGCCAGGGCCUGGCCCAGAGGGGGACGCGGCUGGAGGCGCAGGUCCCCUGCCUGGGGCGCAGAUGCCAGGAGGCAGAGGGCACGUUGGAGCCCGCGCAGAACAGUGGCCUGAAGCACUCAGUGGGCACAGAGGAGGAGCACGGGGACAAGGCCCUGCCGGCUCAAGCCCUUCCCGCUGCAGCGCUGGCCUGGGCAGAGGAGCAGCGGGGUCCCUCUGGGAGGGAUGUCUGCCUUCGAAGGCCUCCCCGCGCCCAGCUGGCCCCCAGCCUCUCUGACAAGGAGGGCCCGCUGCAGUGCCCGCGGACCAGCAGGCCCGAAGAAGAGCAGGCCACCUGCCCUCCCAGGAAGGUGGGUCGGCCCACCCUUACGGUCACGGUCACGGGAGUCCUGCUUCUCCUGAGAGGCGGGCACGACACUGAGCUGCUGAGCGGGGGGAGCCGAGCCUCCUCCUGGCAGCACGGGCCUGGCCGCGGUGGCAUUGCCCAGGGCCGCGGAGCCAGUUGUGGGCCCCUGCAGCCCAGCAUGCCGGAGGCCACCAAGAAGGGGGCACGGUUGGGGGCAGCUUGCAGCCCCCUAAAGACAGAUGGUGGAGACAUAGGCUUGUUGGGCCUGGGUCAGACUCUCAGGUCGGUGGGCAGCAGGGAGGAGCCCAGGUUCUCACCUCGGGCCCGGAGAGUGGAGCAGGCCCAGGCACAGGCCCAGGGGUCGGGAGCUGGCCACAGGGCCCGGCUGCAGGCCGUGCAGGCCCUGGAGAGCCGGGAGCAGACCCACCGAGCCGAGCAGCAUGCAUUUCCUUAUCACUCCGAGUGUGUUCACGGCCUGAAUGGAAGGGGGUCCAUCCACUGCGGGUGUGCAGUGGCCUCAGUCCAUAGGACCCCUGGGAUGGGUGUCCCUGAAGAGCAUGGCUCCACAUACCCCCAUGUGACAGCCAGCAAGUCCCCUGCCUGCCUGAUGUCUCUCUCCCAGGCACCUGCCUCUCCUCAGGACCCCCAGAGCUCUCCACAACCACGGCCUGGGAGCCCUGGCUACAGGCCCUGCCCGCCCCCUGCCACCGCCCACCCACCUGAGCUCCUGCCCUGUCCCCAGGUGGCCAGUCUGAAGAAGCAGCCGGACCAGGAAGCACCUCGGCAUCAACAGGCCCGCCUCGGCCAGGCCUUGCAGGCCAAGAAGUGAGCCCUGCUUGCCCAAGCCCCCAGGGUGGCCCGACGGCCCCAGCGCCGACCCGACAGCGCAUCAGAGCCGCCACGGGGCAAACGGACAUCUCACGCUGCUCAGAGGACUGUGGUGCCAUGGCCCACAGCCCACCACGCCUCCCCCGGGGUCCUAUACCAGCAGGCGCCCCGCGAUUCCACAGAGCACCGAGCUCCCCCCGGCCCUUGGGACCUCCACCUCUGCGCACCCUGGACCGGCCUCCAGGACACUCCUCGCAGGCGCCGCCCUGCCCCUGGCCCGCACCCGGCCUGGCACUCUGUCUCCACUUGGGACGCACUGAUCUGGCCAGACCCUGGUCACCAGGCCCCAUCAGGCCGGCUCCCGCAGCCACAGGCUGCGUUCCAUGCCUUCAGCUCUAUAAACAUGGGGAAACACGUGGAAAAUAUUUCCACCAACUAGAGCCAAAAACAUAAUGUCCUGCGAGGCCCAGCCACCACUUCCCUACGUCCAGAGGCCGCGGAACCUUCUGUAUCCAGGAAGUGCAGGUCCGUCACAGUGGCAGGUGGCUGGAAAUGACUCAGAAUCAAGUCCCUGUGACUCGCCGGCCACGGGAAGCACUGGCCGUGAGAGCUGAAGCUGUUGCAGAAUCCCCCACUUUUCCAGCCUAUAAACUCUGGGAAAAUUCCCGGGGGAACCGGCCCCAGUUGCUAGGGAGACCGAGGUGGCCAUCUCGGGCCUCUGUGGGGUUCACCUGUCAGCAUUUUUACUCAUUUCCCCCAUGAACGUCGGCCAGAGUGAUUUGUCUUCCUCCCCAAAUGGCCUCCCCUGUUUUGCAAGCGGCACGUUUACGAUACGCAGGGCACCAGCCAGCCCGGUAAAUUCCUGCGUGCACAGGUGCUGGCUGCCCUCCAGGACUCCUGGGGGCGGGCAGGGCCGAGAGCACACAGCCCACCUCACUGCUGUCCCUGCACCUUGCUGCCCGAAUGUGCGAUCGCCGUAUGUCUGUCUCAAGAUCGAUCCAGGGCUUAAAAUAGGCCAUCCUGUCAAGACCUUGCUUUCCGCUUGAAUUUAGCAACGUGUUCCCACAGCCCGUCAUGUGUACGAAAGCAGCGGCUAGAAGGAUGGGAGCAGACGGGUUUCAUUCCGCCCUCAACUCAGCCUGCUCACCGGUGGCUGUGUGGCUCUGGAGCCCAGCCCAGGCUCGGAGGGAAGCGCCGGGUGACCCAUUGGCAGUGGCUGCCUUGGGCCCGGGAGGCCGUACUGGUGCUAUCUGCGGCCCGAUCCGUGCCACCGGUGGAGGCUAGCGGGCAGGUGCACCCCUACUUCAGAAGCGUGCUCUGCCAAAUGGGAAAGGCUGGGGCCCUGACAGGGGACGCGUGGCCCUCGGGGCCUGGCUUUUAGUAGACAGACGCCCCCCAGCAGAAGGACCCCAGGGCCGGGCCAGGCGGGGGUGUGAGGAGGGAGGAACAAGCAGCUGGAGACCCGAGUCUGUGCGUGUCUGCGGCACCCGCUGGCGUUGUAGGUGCUCCCAGCACAGAAGAAGCAAGUGCACGCUCACGGGUGAAAGAGGAAAAUGUAUCUCAGAUGCGGAAGGGGUCGGGUGACUUCUCGUUAGUAAAAUGAAAGCCCCCAUGUUUUGACCGACAUCCUGGUGAUUUGGUGUUUUCCUUGCCCCCGGUUGCACAUGCGGGACUUUCACAGCACCUGUGAGACCUCUCGAUUUUUGUAUGUUAAUAGUUCAACCCAUGUAGGAGAUGCUAGUUUUUACUUACUCAACAUAAAGUCAUACACUUAGGAAAAAGAGGAUUUUUCUAGUGGAAAUAAAUUGGUGUUUCCUUGAGCAUCUCCAGCACAAGGGCCUGUGCAUCUGACAACUACCCCAGAACCUGGAGGAGCCUGGCUCUGUCCUCCCAACAGCACCCUGGGACACCUGUUGACGGGGGACUUCACGGGGGCUUCCCUGACCAGGCUUCCACGAGGUCUUGCUUCUGGACCAAGGCCACAAGGCAGUCCGCAAGAGGUCAGAGUCAAACCCAGAGGCCAGCGAGGCUGCAGGCACAGCGUCCUGCUGACUGGAGGACAGAGACGGACUGGGGGUGCUGAGCAGGGUGGGUCCCAGUGCCUGGGGUGCUGGAACCCUGCCGGGCAUCCACCUGUCCUCACACGCACCACCCGCCCCACACUUCCGGAGGUGAGGUCAAGGCAGGAGGGCCUGGGGCGGGGCCAGGCCGAGAGGACAGGCUCUACUGCUGCCCAUGCCCUCCCUGUGGCCCGAGGGGAAAGGCUCACGGCUUCUUCCUUGACCACCCCGCACGGAGGCCUCCAGCCUGUAAGAGGCCCAGCAGCCCCCACAUCAGUUUGGGACUCAUCAGCCUUGGAGGAAUCCUAGCUCCGCCCCUUCCAGCUGUGUGGUUCUGGACAGGCUCUCUAGCCUCAGUUUCCUCAUCUGUGAAAUGGGUGAGCCCACCCCCGAGGGGCACGGUGAGCCCUCUAUGAGGUAUCGCCCACACUGACACCGGGCCCAUCGUGAACCCUCAGCAACAGGGGUGGGGGCACCAUCACCACCCUGUAGCCACUGCAGGUGGGGUGUACGAAGGAGGAGAGCAGGGAUGCCACAGAGAAAGGGCCCCCCGGGAGCCCAGGGAAGGCCAUGAUUCCCACCAGACAGACGAGGCGGCGGAGGGAGAAUGAACACCCUGAGGACACGGGCCCCAGCCCCCCGCAGCACCCCAGCUCUCGAGGGAGGCAGGGGCUUCACCUGGGCCACCGCUGGAGCAGGAAAUGGGCCAGCUGGAACCAGGGUCACUGAUAUUCCGGCUUCUAAAACAUUAAUUUGUUCAAAUAACUGCAAAUAAAAACUGUGACGAUGAAACCUAUGAAAAAGAAACCCGCCACCGCCCGUACUCCGUGACAGCAGAUCCUCGGGUAAAAUUGGAACAUUCCCGAUGGUUGGGGGCUGCUGCACGUGCCACGCUGAAUACUCUUCUGAAAAACUUUUACUUGACGUUUUAUCACAAGGCUUUUCCCCACGUCAUGAAAAAUGCCACAGAAGCUUGAUUUUAUCAGCUGCCAAACCUCUCAGCAAAGGGUCAUGCGGGGGCCACCUGAGAGCCCUUCUGUCGCACCUGUCCCUGGCGCUUGUGGAACACUCAGGAAGCCAAGCCGAGUCUCUGCC
Molecule: messenger RNA, 10185 nt
Organism: Acinonyx jubatus (cheetah)
Lineage: Eukaryota; Metazoa; Chordata; Mammalia; Carnivora; Felidae
Gene: CROCC2
Product: ciliary rootlet coiled-coil, rootletin family member 2
Exons: 37
Source: RefSeq, a predicted model, not a curated record